AUUCAUAAACUCAUACUUUUGUCACUUCAUGUCACAAAUACAUACAUACAUAUGUCUUAUUAAUCAUUAUUAUCAAUUGUUGUUAUUCCCCAUAAUACGGAAGUAUGUAUUUUAAUGUUUAUGCAUCCACGCUUUCUUCUCUUGAUUUCAGCGCAUAUUUGCUACACUUACUCACGUUAAUCACUUUAAUCGGUGGAUCGAUGUGCAAUGAUUUGCUUAUCGCUCAUGCUGAUACAACGAUAACAAAAACAACAACAACAACACCGGUACCGGCAAUGAUCCCGACUUCAGCAAUCACAACAAUUACCUUAUUGACGAAGAGCUCACCCUAUAUCGCAUCCUCGUCAGCGCUGUCCAAUCACACCAAUGACAUUUCCAAUUCAAUUAUGCUGUCGAGCUCUUCAGCUACCUCUUCGAAAGAAAGAUCUAAGCCUAUGAUACCACAUCCACCGCCAGCCUUAAAGUCAAGUGGUAAGCUGUUCAACAAAGGUUUGCCAAAGCGACGUAAGGCUGGUGAAAUAUCCGCCAUUCCCGUCUAUGAUCCGACCAUUGAAUGGAAGUGUCCGAAUGUGACGAGCUCGCGCAGCUUGGAAUGCGGCUGCGAUUUGCCACAUACGCUACGCUGUACCGGUGAUUUGCAUGGCCUAACGGUACUCGCAAGUAAUCUGCGAGAGUCACCCUAUACCAUCUCACUGUUGGACUGUUCGUUGCGGAAUGUAACCUUCUUGAGUGAUGCAAAGAUUUUUGAGGGUAUUUCCUUGUAUGGUCUUGUAAUUUCAUCGGGCGAGAUAAAACGCGUACAUAAAUCAGCGUUUUUGGGUAUAAAAGGGCCAUUGCAAGCUUUGGGCCUUCCAGCCAAUGCGCUUUUAAGUGUGCCAUGGAACUCGAUAUCCACACUAACCGCGCUCGAGCGCUUGGAUCUGUCUAAUAACAAAAUAAAAGCUUUGGGCACCUCAGACUUCGCCGGCCUCUCAAAUCUCGUCUAUCUUGAGCUAAGCAAUAAUCAAAUAUCCAGCAUAUCACAGCGUACAUUUAUGAACUUGCGCAAGUUGGAAGUGCUGAAGUUAGGUGGCAAUCGCCUGGGCGAUUAUCCAACCAGUCUAAAAGCGCUUACGGCCUGCUAUAAUUUACGCCAACUUGACCUAUCAGCCAACAACCUCAAUGGUCCACUUACUGCCACCACCUUGCCCGGUUUGAGAAAUCUAGAAUCGCUGGAACUGAAUCGCAAUCUCAUCAAGAGCAUACAAAAUAAAGCUUUGCAAAAUUUCUCCGGCCUUACCAGCCUCUCACUGCGUCACAAUCAAAUCGAUGUGCUACAAGAUCACGCCUUCUACGGUCUGGGUGCACUUGAAAAUCUCGAUUUAAGCUUCAAUGGCAUUGUUGCCAUCUCCAGCGCAUCAUUGCAACAUCUUACACGACUCAUAACACUCGAUCUCACACAUAACUUCUUGCGUGCCUUGACAUCUGAUUUGAUUACCCCAUUACCAUCACUGCAAGUGCUACGCUUGGCAGGCAAUGAUAUCUCGAUUGUAGCCAAGAAUGCAUUGGAUGGUGCACGCGAAUUAAAGAGCCUAUCCAUGCAGGACAAUCCCUUGUCGUGUGACUGCACCAUACGCUCGUUUGCCGAAUGGUUGCAGGUCGCAAAGAUACAGUCGAGCGAUUUGAUGAGCGCAACUUGCGUAACACCUCCCCGGUUGGAGGGUGCGCCUCUUAUACAAGUACCAUUGGAGACUUUGAAUUGUGAAAUGGAUAAUGUGGAGAAGGAUAACGCUAACAUAAUCGAACAAUUAGAAGCUAUAACGAGACAAAAUCAUACGACGCACAUAAAGGACCUAUCGGAGGAGAUCGUAUUGCAUGAACUACAUUUCUCAGCCGAUUAUGGACUGAUACUCACCUGGAUACUUAACCUGAGCAAAAACGAUUAUAUGUGCGAUGCAAUCUUUGUCUACAAAGAGGAGAAUAUCAAUGAAAUAUUAAUCGAUAACUCACCGAUUCAUUGUGAAAGCAAGGUGUUAAAUGGGCAAAAUACGGUCAGUGUAAUUGUGCCAGACAGCUCUUCUUUGGAAAUUGGCGAAAGUUACCGCUUCUGUCUGGUUAUGGUACAAGAGGAAAAUCACGAUGCCGACUUGAAUGUUGGCUGCUCAAAUAUCACCAAGCUUCAGCUUAGCACGCCUGGUUCCGUACCAGAGGUGCGCCAAUAUCAAAGACGUCCAUAUAAAGCUGAGUUGUCCACUUAUCGUGACGCCGAAACGAGCUAUGCGCCCAUUGUAGCACAGACAAUCGAUGAACAUCUCACGAAUUCUAAACGAAAUUAUAACGCAAUUUUCGAAGAAGCAAGUCAAUCACAACAAACCACCCAACCACACACAUAUAACUUUGUAGAGUCGCUGAAUAAGAGCUUCCUGCCCGGUCUUGGCGUUGGUAUAUUGGUAACCUCGGUGGUCGUGCUCAUUUGGGGUGCAAUGCGGAUACGACAAAACUCGAAUAAUAGCCGACCUAGCNACAAUUUUCGAAGAAGCAAGUCAAUCACAACAAACUACCCAACCACACACCAAAACUCGAAUAAUAGCCGACCUAGCACGCCUACCGCCACCACCUGCUAUGCCGCUUCAGAGCAUAUAGCACGCCUCGCAGAUACAGAGAAUGGCACGCGAUAUUUAAAACUGCAAGCUACAACAAGUCUUUGAGGAGUAUAAAUUAUUGGACAUACAUACAUACAUACAUACAUGUGUAUGUAUGUAGAUAGAUUGCCAGCUCCACCACCCGAAUUGUUCAACAAAGUCGAGUCAGUCUUCAUUGAAUACCACAAACAUACUAAAUAUUUAGGUAUUAAAUGAACAGAAAAUCUUGUGAGUUGCUACACACAGUCGGCAACUCUUGUGAUAGUACUUUGUACCAAUGCAUUAAAAUAUAUUGUCUUUUUUUUAUUCGAUUUUCUAGUGGUAACGUUAACACUAUAGCACCUAAGCCAAAUAUUAAAAAAUUGUUAAUUCAUAUUUUUCUAACUGAGAAUGACUAGUUUUAAGACCUUUUCGAUAUUUCAAACUAUUUCAUUAUGCAAAAAUCUUGGUUGUUUAAGAAGCACCGUAAGUGCACAGUUAGCACAGCUGUGCGUAUUGUGCGGUUUUUUUUUAUUCCUUGUGCCAUAGUUGAACACUUCCUGU
Messenger RNA from Rhagoletis zephyria (snowberry fruit fly), 3164 nucleotides. RefSeq names its product Leucine-rich tendon-specific protein (gene Lrt). The record is from RefSeq and is a predicted model, not a curated record. Gene Ontology annotation, molecular function: protein binding. Lineage: Eukaryota; Metazoa; Arthropoda; Insecta; Diptera; Tephritidae.